Carassius gibelio (silver crucian carp) is the source of this 4728-nucleotide messenger RNA. RefSeq names its product cytoplasmic FMR1-interacting protein 1 homolog. Gene Ontology annotation, cellular component: SCAR complex; synapse; neuron projection. The transcript is spliced from 31 exons. NCBI's taxonomy places the organism in Eukaryota, Metazoa, Chordata, Actinopteri, Cypriniformes, Cyprinidae. Bases 297 to 4058 code for a protein of 1253 amino acids. Gene Ontology annotation, biological process: regulation of actin filament polymerization; axon guidance; regulation of translation. Gene Ontology annotation, molecular function: small GTPase binding; RNA 7-methylguanosine cap binding. The record is from RefSeq and is a predicted model, not a curated record.
CUGGACGCCCCCUGCUGGAAGUGAGCCGCACUGCGGCGCUGGAGUUUCCUGUUGAAUUUCCCUGUAGAGCGCAACAGGAACUCCCAGCCUGAGCUGCGUUUGCGACAGCACUCACCGCGGGCAGGAUUCCUCAAACUCUCUCAGCUACUCCAAACCGCCACAGAUUAACCACCAAAACCCACCGUAACCAGUUAUCUUCAUCCUCUCAGCCACCUCGCAACUGGAAACCACAUCGGAAAAUGCAUGAAUGAAUAGUUGAAGCGGAUUGUUUGUCCUGGAAACUCAAGUAAGGAGCGAUGGCAUCCACAGUGACUCUGGAAGAUGCUCUGUCCAAUGUGGACCUGCUGGAGGAGCUGCCGCUCCCAGACCAGCAGCCCUGCAUUGAGCCUCUGCCCUCCUCCCUCAUUUACCAGCCCAACUUCAACACCAACUUUGAGGACCGCAAUGCUUUUGUGACCGGCAUCGCCCGUUACAUCGAGCAGGCCACCGUCCACUCCAGCAUGAAUGAGAUGUUAGAGGAAGGACAGGAGUAUGCUACGAUGCUGUAUACUUGGAGGAGCUGUUCAAGAGCUAUUCCUCAGGUGAAAUGUAAUGAACAGCCCAACAGGGUGGAGAUCUAUGAGAAGACCGUGGAAGUGCUGGAGCCGGAAGUCACUAAACUAAUGAACUUCAUGUACUUUCAGAGGACAGCAAUAGAUCGCUUCUGUGGGGAAGUGCGUCGACUGUGUCACGCCGAGCGGAGGAAGGACUUUGUCUCUGAAGCCUAUCUGCUCACGCUGGGGAAGUUCAUCAACAUGUUUGCCGUGCUGGAUGAACUGAAGAACAUGAAGUGCAGUGUCAAAAAUGACCACUCCGCAUACAAAAGAGCUGCCCAGUUCCUGAGGAAAAUGUCAGAGCCAUCCUCCAUUCAGGAAUCUCAGAACUUAUCCAUGUUCCUGGCCAACCAUAACAAGAUAACUCAGUCCCUACAGCAGCAGCUUGAGGUGAUUAACGGAUAUGAUGAGCUGUUGGCAGACAUCGUUAACCUGUGCGUGGACUACUACGAAAACAAGAUGUACCUCACCCCCAGUGAGAAACACACGCUACUCAAAGUGAUGGGCUUUGGUCUUUAUCUCAUGGAUGGAACCAACAGCAGCAUUUACAAACUAGAUGCCAAGAAGAGAAUCAACCUCACGAAAAUUGACAAGUUUUUCAAGCAACUGCAGGUAGUGCCUCUGUUUGGUGACAUGCAAAUUGAGCUGUCACGCUAUAUCAAAACCAGCGCUCACUAUGAGGAAAACAAAUCCAGGUGGUCGUGCACAUCUACAGGCAGUAGCCCACAGUAUAACAUCUGCGAGCAGAUGAUUCAGAUCCGUGAAGACCACAUGCGCUUCAUUUCUGAGCUGGCUCGCUACAGCAACAGUGAGGUGGUGACUGGUUCAGGGCGUCAGGAGGCUCAGAAGACGGACUCUGAAUACAAAAAGCUGUUUGAUCUGGCUCUGCAGGGUCUGCAGCUGCUUUCUCAUUGGAGUGCUCAGGUCAUGGAAGUGUAUUCCUGGAAGUUGGUGCACCCCACAGAUAAAUACUCCAACAAAGAAUGCCCAGACAAUGCUGAGGAGUAUGAACGUGCCACUAGAUACAAUUACACCUGCGAGGAGAAAUUUGCUCUGGUGGAGGUGAUUGCCAUGAUAAAGGGCCUGCAGGUGCUGAUGGGCCGUAUGGAGAGCGUGUUCAACCACGCCAUCCGUCACACCAUCUACGCAGCUCUGCAAGACUUUGCCCAGGUAACGCUCAGAGAACCGCUGCGCCAGGCCAUCAAGAAGAAGAAGAACGUCAUCCAGAGUGUCCUCCAGGCCAUCCGGAAGACCAUCUGUGAUUGGGAGACUGGCAGAGAGCCACCUAAUGACCCAGCUCUGCGGGGCGAGAAGGACCCUAAAGGGGGAUUUGAUAUCAAAGUUCCUCGUCGUGCAGUAGGACCAUCCAGCACACAACUGUAUAUGGUCAGGACAAUGCUGGAGUCUCUGGUCGCUGAUAAGAGCGGCUCAAAGAAGACGCUGCGCAGUGGUUUGGAGGGUCCGACCAUCCUGGACAUCGAGAAGUUCCAUCGCGAAUCAUUCUUCUACACUCACCUGCUCAACUUCAGUGAGACGCUGCAGCAGUGCUGUGAUUUGUCCCAGCUCUGGUUCCGUGAGUUCUUUCUGGAGCUCACAAUGGGGCGUCGCAUUCAGUUCCCAAUUGAGAUGUCCGUGCCCUGGAUCCUUACCGACCACAUCCUGGAGACUAAAGAGGCCUCUAUGAUGGAGUAUGUGUUGUAUUCAUUGGAUCUGUACAACGACAGCGCACACUAUGCUCUCACCAAGUUUAAAAAGCAGUUCCUUUAUGAUGAGAUUGAAGCUGAGGUGAACCUCUGCUUUGACCAGUUUGUCUAUAAACUUGCUGAUCAAAUUUUUGCCUACUACAAGAUUCUUGCCGGAAGCCUCCUCCUGGAUAAGAGGCUAAGAGCAGAAUGUAAGAAUCAGGGCGCCAACAUAUCAUGGCCUACCUCCAAUCGUUACGAGACGCUUCUCAAACAGAGACAUGUCCAGCUCCUAGGACGAUCGAUUGACUUGAACCGUCUGAUCACCCAGCGAGUGUCCUCAGCGCUGUACAGAUCCAUAGAGCUCGCCAUCAACCGCUUUGAGAGCGAGGACCUCACUUCCAUCAUGGAGUUGGAGAGUUUGUUGGAGAUAAACCGGCUGACCCAUAAGCUCCUCAGUAAGUAUUUGACACUGGACAGUAUCGACACCAUGUUCCGUGAGGCAAACCACAACGUAUCCGCACCCUAUGGCAGAAUCACUCUCCAUGUCUUCUGGGAACUCAACUAUGACUUCUUGCCCAACUACUGUUACAAUGGAUCCACGAACAGGUUUGUUCGCACAGUGCUGCCAUUUUCACAGGAGUUUCAGAGAGACAAGCCUCCCAAUGCCCAGCCGCAGUACCUAUAUGGCUCAAAGACCUUGAAUUUGGCAUACAGUAGCGUAUACAGCCUCUACCGGAACUUCCUGGGACCUCCACAUGUUAAGGCUAUUUGCAGACUUCUAGGAUACCAGGGCAUCGCUGUGGUGAUGGAAGAGCUGUUAAAGGUCGUCAAAAGCCUGCUUCAGGGCACCAUUCUGCAGUAUGUGAAGACCCUGAUGGAAGUGAUGCCCAAGAUAUGCCGUCUGCCUCGCCAUGAGUAUGGCUCACCAGGUAUUCUGGAGUUCUUCCACCACCAGUUGAAGGACAUUGUGGAGUAUGCUGAGCUGAAGACCGUGUGCUUCCAGAGCCUGAGGGAAGUUGGAAAUGCUUUGCUGUUCUGCCUUCUGAGUGAACAGAGCUUGUCUCAAGAGGAGGUGUGUGACUUGUUGCAUGCGGCACCAUUCCAGAACAUCUUGCCAAGAGUUCACGUUAAAGAAGGUGAGCGUCUGGAUGCGAAGAUGAAGCGUUUGGAGGCCAAAUACACUGCACUGCAUAUGGUGCCUCUAAUUGAGCGUCUGGGAACUCCUCAGCAAAUUGCCAUCGCCCGUGAGGGUGACCUGCUGACUAAAGAGCGCCUUUGCUGUGGUCUCUCCAUAUUCGAGGUCAUUUUGACUCGUGUCCGCGGUUAUCUGGAUGACCCAAUGUGGCGCGGCCCAUUACCCAGCAACGGCGUGAUGCACGUGGACGAAUGCGUGGAGUUCCACAGGUUGUGGAGCGCCAUGCAGUUUGUGUACUGCAUUCCGGUGGGAGCACACGAGUUCACUGUUGAACAAUGUUUUGGAGAUGGUCUGCACUGGGCCGGUUGCAUGAUUAUCACCUUGCUUGGACAGCACAGACGCUUUGACAUCCUGGACUUCAGCUACCAUCUCCUUAAAGUGCAGAAACAUGAUGGCAAAGAUGAGAUCAUCAAGAGUGUGCCUCUAAAGAAAAUGGUUGAACGAAUUCGCAAGUUCCAGGUUCUAAAUGAUGAAAUCUUCACCAUUUUGAACAAGUACCUGAAGUCUGGGGAUGGAGAGAACAUGCCAGUAGAACAUGUCCGUUGUUUUCAGCCUCCAAUCCAUCAGUCUUUGGCCAGUAACUGAGAUUGACAUACAUUUGCUCCAAUUAGAAGUGGACAAGAUGGUAAGAGGGGAACAUAUUUAGCAUUAAGUUUAGCCUCAUGUUUAGGACCAGUUUCACUGUCACAUUCUACUUAGAGACGCCUUUCUUACAUCAGCCUAGUGUUCACAGAGCCAGUAAGUUGCCUUUUGAUUAGUUGAGUGUUUGGUAAGCACUGAUCAGUUGUACCAUUAUUGGUUUUGCACGUGUCUCAGGCUUUGGUCAAUUAGGCCAAAAUGUGUUUUAAUAUGAUGUAGACAAACACGGCUCAGUUUUACUAGUGUAUGGCAGGAUGAUUUUAUAUUGUACACACACUCGUGCCUUAUUAUAGAUAAAUGACUAUUAUCUUUUAUGUUAAUGAUAGCACAGCACUACUCAUUAUCAUGUUUUAUAUUUGGGGAGAGCAGUGGGAAAGGGUUGGAAAAUGGCCAAGUGGGUUUUAUCAACUGAUUAUUUAAGCUUUUGCUGUGGUGAGAGACCAGCGGUAUAUUUCUGUGUGGUGUUUUUGAAUGAUUAUAUGCAAGAUCUUUUUCCUUCUGUUAUCCUGAAUAAAACUUUAAGCAUAACCAAGUCCUUACUCUCAAUAAACAUACCUUUUUUUUUAUUUGAAUUAUGUAAUCAGAUUUUAAUUCAAUAAAUAUGUAUCAAACCCUG